Molecule: messenger RNA, 1461 nt
Organism: Cicer arietinum (chickpea)
Lineage: Eukaryota; Viridiplantae; Streptophyta; Magnoliopsida; Fabales; Fabaceae
Source: RefSeq, a predicted model, not a curated record
AUGGCACGCACAAAACAAUUUGUAAGAAAGAACGCAUAUCCCUGUUCACCAUCUUCAUCAUCCCCAUCAUCUGAUUCAUUUCAACGCUCACCUUCUCCACCACCACCACCACCUCCACCACACAUCUCCUAUGAUACCUCAUUUUCUUACUAUCUCUCAUCAUCCCCUGAAACUAACCCUAAUAAUCUUCCUAUCAAUCCCAAUCCCCUAUCCACUGUUCUUCCACCACUAUACACAUGUCCUCCUCCUAAUAUUGCUCAAGAUCCUCCUCAUCUAAGAAAACCUAUGAUACCAAAAAGACGCUCCAUGAGAGUUCAAUCUAACAUUGGAACUUCCAAAGCCAAAAUAGAAAAACCCUUUUACUUCAUAAUCUCCGAUUCUGAGACUGAUGACUCGCCUGAAACUCCUCCUCCCACAACUUCUCCAUCUCCACAAUGUUCCCCUAUCCCAAAUCAAGAAUGUUCUCCAGUACGUAUCCUUUUGCGCUCUCCACAAAAAGAACAUUCUCCACACCCAAAACGCUCUCAUGCUCAACCAUCACAUCCUCGAGAACAUUCUUCUCCAAAUCAAACACUUUCCCCCUCAACAAAAUCCAAACAUUCUCCCACUACGUCUUCACCCACAUCUAACUCAUAUCAAUCAUCUCGACAUACUAAAAAAUCCAAACCAGACACACUCCCUCUCAUUUCACCAAAAUACUCAAAGAAUUUCAAAGACAAAUGGGUUCAACGCCCUAUUGGAAUAGGAAGAGUUUUUAUCUUUGAUAAACUGAUAAUUGAUGGAAAUGAAGUUCAACAUCAUACUGAUGCUCUAGGAUGGACAUCAUUCUUACAAACAUAUGAGUCUUAUUAUCCAGACAUUGUAAGAGCUUUCUACUGCAAUACCAAAAAUUUCUCUGAUAAAUCCCUUAUCAUCUCCACCAUUAAGGGAAUUGAGAUCAAGUUAACUCCAGACAUCUUGGCUUCCAUCAUUCAACUGCCUACAAAAGGACCUUCUGUUUUUGGAAAUCAAUGGUACUCAGCUAUGAAUCUAAAAGUGACUGAGGUCUUCUCGGAAUUAUUUGAAGAAGGAUCCACAUGUUACCUCUCCACAUAUCUCAAACCCCUUCCAAAGGUCUUCAACAUAAUGAGCCAACAUACUCUCAUUCCUUGCAGUGGAAGUCAUGAGUAUGUUUCUGGCAAUGACGCCUUACUCAUCUAUCACCUCUUCAACUUUAAACGUCUUAAUCUUCCUCAUGUGAUCAUUCAACACACGAUCUAUGCUGCCACGAAAGACUAUAAGAAAAAUAUUGUUCCUUAUGGAAUGAUAUUAACUAAGAUAUUUAGGCAUUUUAGAAUUCCCCUCACCAAUGAAAAAUCACUCAUUAAAAUCUCCAAAUUUUCCACAAAAACCUCUCCCAUAUGUGCAAAACACUAUCUACACAACCAACCACCACUACAUCAUCCUUCCCAACCUCCUUGA